AUGCUGUUCAUCACAUCAGCACUUCUAGCUUUCACAGCCUUCAAGGUCACCGCGUACCCUCGUCACGAGCCCGGAGGGAUACACCAUGUUGAGUCCACUGACAAAAUCGCCCUCACACGCCGCAGCUGGACGCACCACGUCGAACUUUCCAAUCCCAAGCGCGGAGUAACACACCACGUCGCAGCCCUCAGCAACACAACCCUCAUUCCGCGCGCCGAGAAGGGAAUAUGCGCCACCCUCGAGCUUCCCACCGAAGCCAGCUAUAAGAUCGGCUACGAAGCCUUCUGCACCAAAUACGUCCCCUACGAGGUCUAUCUCACCAUGGGCACUACGAGUUCUGACCUCGUUGCCACCUACAUGCUCAAAACGCACCUCGGGACCGAGAUUCCCUGGAUCUUCAAGAUCAGGACCGAAGCCUGGGGCGGCAGUAAGCCGUAUCUUCUCAAAAGAGAUAAGUGCAUGGCCGGGUUCCGGAACAUGCUGGAGGGCGAGAGAGCGAAGGUGGGGACGAAUUAUUGCGUCGUUGAUAGGAGUGGGGGGAACGGGGAGAGUAAGAAGCUUAGUGGGCAAGGAUUUGUGCUGGUUACAGGAGGUGCGAUUACUUGGGCGAAGGGCGACGUUAAUGAUGGUUCGAGGUAUGAGGCGAGGAGGAGGAAAGGGGACUUUGAUCCGAACAACCCAACGAAGGUCUGA
Messenger RNA from Macroventuria anomochaeta, 693 nucleotides. RefSeq lists its product as uncharacterized. The record is from RefSeq and is a predicted model, not a curated record. The transcript has a single exon. Lineage: Eukaryota; Fungi; Ascomycota; Dothideomycetes; Pleosporales; Didymellaceae. The coding region runs from base 1 to 693 and encodes 230 amino acids.